AUGAAUAGAUGGGAGUUCAAUCUAAAAAAGUAUGACGAGAAAUGUGAAGAAUUAACAGAACCGUUUGGAUACAGAUUUGAGAAGGAUGUGAAGGGUGCCUAUGGAAGUGGUGAUAAUUAUUUAAAAGUUGAAAAGAAUAUAAAUAAUUUAAGUAAAAUAAAAAAAAAUGAAGUUAAUAAAUCAAGUGCAUCACCAGCUAUUAGCGAAAAGGUACUAGAUAGGAAAGCAUGGAGUAUUUGUCUUAACACAUUUAAAGGAUUAAUAAUGAAUAUAUUUGUAAUGUUUAUGUCAGGUGGGGCUUCAGGUAUUUUUGGAAUAAUUUUUAUCAUAUAUUCAAUUUAUAACAUUUUAAAAUCUUUGCUUAACAUUAAUGAUGCGUUCAAAAGUGUAGAAAUUAAUCCAAAUCAAAAAUUCUGGGCUCAGAAGUUCUGUUUUGCUCUUUUAAAUUUUUUAGUUUUUCUUUAUAUUUUGAAUGUUUGUUCCAAUAGUGGCUUGCUACCUAUACGAUCUGCUGAUUAUUUUUAUUUCAUACCACAUCAGACUAUUCGACAGAAGACAAUGACAACCGUUUUUUAG
Plasmodium gonderi is the source of this 576-nucleotide messenger RNA. Its product is annotated as conserved protein, unknown function. The coding region runs from base 1 to 576 and encodes 191 amino acids. The transcript has a single exon. Gene Ontology annotation, cellular component: EMC complex. The record is from RefSeq and is a predicted model, not a curated record. Gene Ontology annotation, biological process: protein folding in endoplasmic reticulum. NCBI's taxonomy places the organism in Eukaryota, Apicomplexa, Aconoidasida, Haemosporida, Plasmodiidae.